UUGAAAUGUUAUUUGUGCGUAAUCGCAUUCUUAUGGAAUAAAUUUUUAUUAUCAUCAUCACUGAUUACUACGAUGAUUUCACUAUAUCACUUAUCAAUUAUUAUUUUGGCAAUUCUCGAUGAAUUUUUGAAUUGAUUUAACUUCAUCUUCGUUAGGCUGCUAGGUUACUACGCAUAUUACUGAGCUACAUUAAAAUCAUUUAUUCAAAAGAUACAAAGAAUUGAUUUUCAAAGGAGUCAUCGAUAUGUAGAUUUUUUCAUCAUUGCAUACCAUAAUAUUCAUAGCUAGUACGAUAAUGAUCGUUAUUAUUAUUCUUUUAACAUUAAUAUUUAUUAUUGUUGAAAAUGUGUAGGUAAAAUUAGAUAUUUCUUAAUAAAUCUCAUUCGAAUUCUGGACAAGGAUUGAAUUCUAGUAGCAAUCCGAACGCACGCUAUAAUUUUUUGUCCCAUGUAUCACGUGCAAGUACACGCUUACACACACCACCCAGAAUUGGCCCUGCACCACCACUACAAAAAAGGAAAAAUGAUACAAUAUAGACUUUCGGGGUGAGUAGCGGAAACUACAAGGAACAAGUCGCGUGGAUAGGCCUACUAGUGGGGGUAGAGUGGGGGUAAAAACGUGGCUGAACGUUGGUUGAUCAACAGGGCUGUACAUUCCGCAUUUGCAAACGACACUAACACACGCGCGUGAUCUGACUGACAGCCGUUUUGACACGCGACUUAUUUCCGAUUUUCAUCUUUGGACACAAGUGUCAGUGAUAGUGACCUAUUUUCCGAUAUGGAUCAUUCUUUGUCUCAGCACACUCCAUUGCAGUGGGGAUAUUCUGGGAGUAGUAGUACUUCUUCGUCUUGGCAGCCUGUCUCAAGAGGUAUCAAAAGACCUCUUUCCGAAAGUGACUGUGAUGAUGUUUACUCGGAGGAAUCAUCUAAAGAGCAAUGCACCAGCCCUGGUGAUGCCGAUAGUUGUCAAAUGUUAUCGAGGAAAAAACGUAGAGGCGUAAUAGAAAAAAAGAGACGAGAUCGAAUAAACAUGUCACUGAGUGAAUUAAAAAGACUUGUGCCUAGUGCCUUUGAGAAACAAGGAUCAGCAAAGCUCGAGAAAGCCGAAAUUUUGCAAAUGACCGUUGACCAUUUAAAAAUGCUGCAUGCUAAAGGCUUGGAUUCUUUUGCUUACGAUCCGCAUAAAUAUGCUAUGGAUUACCAUGGAAUGGGCUUCAGGGAAUGUGUAGCGGAAGUUGCUCGAUAUCUUGAACGAAUUGAAGGUUUAGAUGUUCAAAACCCAUUACGAAUCAGGUUAACCUCGCAUCUCCAAUGUUGUGCUGCUCAGAGAGAACUAGCUUCAAAGCAAGCUACCUCUGCUCCUUGGGGAUACCCAGGAUCUCAACCUCCUUAUCCUCCCAUUAAUGCUUUACCUCCUUCUCCCGCUUCUAACCAUGGUCCUUUAUCUAAUCUGAAUCAUCAUCAAACAGCUCCUCCUCCACAAAAUAUACAUCAUGAUUUGGGACAUUUUGAUGUUUCUACAUCCUGUGGCCAAACUACAAUACCAGUACCAACUUCGGAUAGUAAUAAUAGAAUACCACCUUCAACAUCUAUAUUAACUCCUUUAACAACAACGACACCUUCAGCUUUAGCCUACAGUUCCCAUCAAUAUCCACACAACGGAUUUAGUAUCCCAACUACAAGUCAUCAUCAGAAUUAUAGCCAAAGUAUUCCACCAUCACAAGGAAUGAAACCAUAUCGACCAUGGGGCGCGGAAGUCGCUUACUGAACUAGUCUUUUAAUUAAGUGACCUUGAAAAAAACGUCCUGAUUAGUUGUUGAAAAUUAUGAUGUGAUUAUAAACUAGUGCCAGUUCGUUUUCGGACUAUAAUUAUGUGUUAUAUAUAUAUAUAUAUAUAUAUAUA
Messenger RNA from Diorhabda sublineata, 1902 nucleotides. RefSeq names its product hairy/enhancer-of-split related with YRPW motif protein (gene Hey). Gene Ontology annotation, biological process: regulation of neurogenesis; anterior/posterior pattern specification; regulation of transcription by RNA polymerase II. Gene Ontology annotation, cellular component: nucleus. The transcript is spliced from 3 exons. The coding region runs from base 778 to 1767 and encodes 329 amino acids. Gene Ontology annotation, molecular function: DNA-binding transcription factor activity, RNA polymerase II-specific; RNA polymerase II cis-regulatory region sequence-specific DNA binding; protein dimerization activity. Lineage: Eukaryota; Metazoa; Arthropoda; Insecta; Coleoptera; Chrysomelidae. The record is from RefSeq and is a predicted model, not a curated record.